AUGUCGGGCUUGAUUCGAGUCUGGUAUACACUUGCUUCCAGGCUUCUGAUAAAAGACACAGGCAAAAAUUCACAGGACGAGAAUGACGAAGAUUUCAAAGAAGCCCUUCGACUAUCCCUUGAUGAUGGUUGGCAAGUGGUGCUACCCCGUCGGAAAAGAAGCACCAGUUCAUCCAGUGAAGUCAUCACACAUCCUGAUCCACUCAGUAGCACUCCCUCUCCUCAGCAACAACCCGAAGUGGAGCCUCCACGUCCCAACGUCUAUGACCGCCUCUCUGCUCCAAGACGUACGAACUCCCCUUCUGUUGCUGCUGCGCCAUCAUCCACUCGUCCUGUACUCCGAUCUUCCAUUGCUUCUCAACAAGCUCGGCUUACUUGUCCACGCAGUGCCAUGGAUCUUCCUCAAACUAAGGCUUCUAUGGCCAAAAUGGCUUACAGCAGGCAAUUGCUGUGGGAACGCAAUCAGUCAUUAUUAGCUGAAAAAUUACGCGCGAAGCAACGAAUGGAACGAGUAGAUAGGCAGAGAAGGCGGGCAGGUCCAACCCGUUGUGGGAUCCAUUUUGCUGGUCGUUCUACUACUCAGAACGCUACCAACUCAUUUUGUCAGCGUCGUCAAGGCAAUAGCGCUCCAGUGAGCGAACGAAAUCCUUCAGUGGAUCGUUCUUUGCAGUCCAUUAAUGAAGUUGCGGAAGGGGAAGAAAUUGAAACAGUGCCGGCAGAUCCAACGCCAACGGAUCCGUCGAGGGAUGAUAUACGAUUCUCUGCCACUAGGUAUCUCUAGUG
This is a messenger RNA of Strongylus vulgaris, 782 nucleotides long. The record is from the annotation of a GenBank genome assembly. NCBI's taxonomy places the organism in Eukaryota, Metazoa, Nematoda, Chromadorea, Rhabditida, Strongylidae.